AUGACUGCAAUGAUAGUUUCUAGUCAUUGCAACCCUUAUCCGUGUAUUUUGAUCACUUCUAUUGGGGUUUUCAACUGCGUUCUGAUGUCACUGGUGUUUGAGUGUCUUAAACCAGGUCUGCCUAACACAGUUUUUGAUCCUUCACUUAGCAGUUACUAUGACGACGAGACUGUAAACGUCCUAUGUGUGGCGCAUCUUGUCCUCCUGACCGGAGAAACACGUUUGACGUGCAGGGAGGGGCGUUGGACUGGAGAAUACCCAGUUUGUGGUCUGCCAAAAUACGUUCAGAAAGUUUACAUAGAUUACUACAAAUUUGGUGGCACACCUCAGUAUUCGAUAUCAACAGUGGAGCAAUGUCUAGAAACGUGUGCUAAUACCGAGUCCUGUGUAGCGAUAGACUGGAAAAAUGGCUGGUGUUACCAUAUUUCUGAUACUUCGUGUAGAUUGUACAAGCGAAAUGGCGCUUUUCACUACAGACUGGCGAGAGCAGUGGAAAGUUGUAUAGACUUUUCCUGCUCUUCGUGCUCUGGCUCUGGUGGAUGUAUACAAAGUCUUAAGUAUAACAAUGAGAGAGGAGUACACUACAAUGAGACAACCUGCGGCUGCCACCUCGGGCACACCGGGGAAACCUGUUCCCAGAGAUCAUGCCAAGCUCCUGCUGCGCUCCAGCACCAAACACGUUCAGAAUUACCAGGCAUCGUUCAAGUUGGCAAUACGGUUACAUAUGAUUGUGACCACGGCUUCAGAUUCCCGGAUUACACAGUCCAAAUGGCACUUACUUGUCAAGAGGAUGGAAUGUUACCAAUUUGA
Molecule: messenger RNA, 810 nt
Organism: Lingula anatina
Lineage: Eukaryota; Metazoa; Brachiopoda; Lingulata; Lingulida; Lingulidae
Product: sushi, von Willebrand factor type A, EGF and pentraxin domain-containing protein 1-like
Source: RefSeq, a predicted model, not a curated record